This is a messenger RNA of Paraphaeosphaeria sporulosa, 198 nucleotides long. RefSeq lists its product as uncharacterized. The transcript has a single exon. Gene Ontology annotation, molecular function: protein binding. Lineage: Eukaryota; Fungi; Ascomycota; Dothideomycetes; Pleosporales; Didymosphaeriaceae. The record is from RefSeq and is a predicted model, not a curated record. The annotation marks the transcript as partial.
GGCAAGGUCGAUAUCGACGUGAAGGAUAAGAUGUUCGGACGGACGCCGCUCUGGCGGGCAGCAGGGAACGGACAUGAGGCGGUAGUCAAGCUACUGCUUAGUACAGGCAAGGUCGACGUCGACGCUAAGGAUCAGGGCGGACAGACGCCGCUCUCGCGGGCAGCAGAGAACGGACACGGGCCAGUAGUCAAGCUGCUG